Mesocestoides corti is the source of this 903-nucleotide messenger RNA. The record is from the annotation of a GenBank genome assembly. Lineage: Eukaryota; Metazoa; Platyhelminthes; Cestoda; Cyclophyllidea; Mesocestoididae.
AUGGAUGUUAUUUCACGAAUUGAGAUUUUUGUUUUGGAAUUACUGGCAGAAUUGAUGAAUCGUGGUGGCCUUAAGCAUACAAGUGAAAAAUAUGUGGUUUUAAAAAAGAUGCGGUUUCCUUUUGCCCAAGUCAAAAAUUACAGUAUGCGUUUUAUUAUAGAUAAAUCGCAUUUUUUAGCACAAAUAUCCCUUUUCCUUUCUAUUGUCUACAAGGCACUUAAAAGUGGCACAUAUGUAACAAAAAGAGCCAUCUUUUAUGAAAACCCACGAGUGUUUCUCAACCAAUGUGCUAUUGAUAGACUAAUAUCUCGUCUAUGCAAGCAUCUGGAAUUAAGCAGGCUCGAAAUGAACACCGUAAGCUGCUUUCUACUUACCCUUUUUAGGUUGCAACGUCUAAAUCAAUCGUAUUUGGCGAUGCAAGACUUGACAUGCAAUGCUAGGUUUGUACUUGUUAUUGAGAAGGACGCAACGCUACAAAAGGUCAUGGCGAGCAAAUUCUACAAAGAAUUCCAACCCUGUCUUCUAAUAACUUCAAAGGGAUAUCCUGACCUGUCAACUAGAUUAUUCUUAAGUAAGCUUAACCAAAAAUAUCCCACAUUGCCAAUAUUUGCGUUGGUAGACGCGGACCCACACGGUAGACUUGGUUGGUCCUUUUACAAAAGCUACUAUAAACUAGAGAAAGGCUUACAGGACGAGGUAUGUAGCAUGCCCUUCAUAAAGCUUAAUUACAUUCAGAUCUCAUUAAUGGAAGUCAUGAAGAAAAAGGCAGAAAUUCAAUGCCUUGAAAACUUGGGUCUAGACUUCCUUUGUUCAGAAUAUCUUCCACGGAAGCUCCAACAAGAGGGAAUAAUUUCGAAUAGAUGUUCAAAGUUGAAAUCGUCAACAGCUUUUUUUAGGACGUGA